AUUCCUUAUUUGACAACGGUCAAUUCUCGACCAAUCACCUUCACCUACAAAAACCACUUCCCAUAUCCUCAUCAUCUUCGAUUACAAAAAUGAAUCUUCCAAAAACCUCUAUACUUUUCAUCUUAAUCGCCUGUACCUUGAACUUCCCGGCGGCCGUAGUUCACUCUAUCGGAGUAAACUACGGCACGCUCGGCGACAACCUCCCACCACCCUCCCAAGUAGCACAUUUCCUAAACUCGAACACCAACAUUAACAGCAUCAAAAUAUUUGACACAAAUCAAGAGAUAAUAAAAGCAUUUGCUAACACAAACAUAUCCGUAACAAUAACCGUACCAAAUGGGGACAUCCCAUCAUUAACUAACCCACGUAACGCAUUACGUUGGGUUAAUACAAAUGUUAAACCAUUUUACCCAACUACUAAAUUCCAUUAUAUCUGUGUGGGUACCGAGGUUCUCCACUGGGGCCCACAGGUCCUAGUGGACAACCUAGUACCAGCUAUGAAAGUGCUGCACGCAGCACUUUUAAAAGCUGGUAUUAAUGAUGUUAAAAUUUCUAGCCCGCAUUCGCUUGGGAUAUUGGAGGAGUCUAACCCGCCUAGUAAGGCUAAGUUUAGACCCGGGUGGGAUGUGGGUAAUCUUGCCCCGAUGUUGGAGUUUUUGAGGAAAACAAAAGCCGGGUUUAUGGUUAACCCGUAUACUUAUUUCGGGUAUUCUCCAGCUAAUGCUAACUAUUGUUUGUUUAAACCGAAUUCUGGAUUGUUUGAUAAGGCCACCGGAAAAAGGUACACCAACCAGUUUGAUCAACUGAUGGACGCGGUUUAUGUAUCAAUGAAGAAGCUAGGAUACCCCGACGUCGAAAUCAUUAUCGCAGAAACGGGUUGGCCAUCGGGCGGAGACCCACAAAACACCCACGCAAAUCCUUCAAAUGCCGCGGCAUAUAACGGUGGUUUAAUAAAAAGAGUCACCUCUGGUGUUGGUACGCCUUUGAUGCCGGGUCGAAAGUUUGAAACAUACAUAUUUUCGCUGUUUAAUGAGGACCUAAAAGGACCAUCUUUGGAUGAAAAGAAUUUCGGGCUUUUUCGACCCGAUUUUAGCCAAGUUUAUGACAUUGGGAUUUUACGCCAAACACAGCAAGUGCCAACAGGUCCGUCGCCAAAACCGGCAUUGCCAGCACCAACAACUAAGGGAAAAAAGUGGUGUGUGCCAAAACCAGAUGCAACCGUUGCUGCACUUCAGUCGAAUAUAGACUAUGUAUGCAGCAACGGAGCUGAUUGCAGGCCCAUUCAGGCUGGAGGGGCAUGCUUUGAGCCUAACAACGUGCGGUCUCAUGCAUCUUACAUCAUGAACGCUUAUUAUCAGACAAAUGGUCGUAAUGACUUCAAUUGUGAUUUUGCUCAUACUGGAGUCAUCACCUUCACUGAUCCAAGUAAAGGCUCGUGCAAGUAUCUGUCUUAAUUCUUAAGUGAUGGAUGAAGAUCAAGACUACUAAAACAAAGAUUUGUAUUGUGUGGUUUAGGUUGUGAAUUAUUUGACAUUUUUAGAUGUUACUAGUCUAAUCUUUAUUUUAGUUCUCAGUUCUCGUA
Erigeron canadensis is the source of this 1582-nucleotide messenger RNA. RefSeq names its product glucan endo-1,3-beta-glucosidase-like. Gene Ontology annotation, cellular component: plasma membrane. NCBI's taxonomy places the organism in Eukaryota, Viridiplantae, Streptophyta, Magnoliopsida, Asterales, Asteraceae. Gene Ontology annotation, biological process: carbohydrate metabolic process. Gene Ontology annotation, molecular function: hydrolase activity, hydrolyzing O-glycosyl compounds. The transcript is spliced from 4 exons. The record is from RefSeq and is a predicted model, not a curated record. The coding region runs from base 90 to 1454 and encodes 454 amino acids.